AAAACCAUCAAUCUUGACUGCCAAAAUCUGUCUCCUUGGAUCUUAUUCACUCGUUCCUGCUAUUCCUGUACGGAUACUUUUGGUCAGAGAGAGAGAGAGAGAGAGAGAGGGAGAUCUCCGACUCCAUUUUAAGAUCCAAGAUAAGGGUACAUUUUCUAAACCUUUUCUGGAAGAAAUCUCUUCACUUUCUUCACGGGUUGUUUCAUAAUACUCUCGAUGGUUUCAGAUUCUCUUUCUUUCUGUCUUCAAUCUUUGUAAUUCUCUCUCUCUCUCUCUCCUGAUUUAACCAGGUUUUAUUGGACUUCUUUUCUUCCUUUUUCUGAACACAAAGCCAUGGAUUCGGGUAAUAGUGGUGGUAUGCAAUCAUCAAGUGGUGGUGAUGAAGAGUAUGAUUCCAGGGCAGAGUCGAUCUCCCCUUUCUUGAAACCUUCAAGCCACCCACCGCCGCCGCAAUCUCUUCCUCACCUCCACCGUCAACCACCCACUUUGUUUGAUCCACCACCACAUACUGUUGAUGCCUUCUCGCAAUCACCACCAAACCCAGACGCAAAUUCCUUAUACAAUCGCAAUUUAAAGUGCUCCAAACCCCUUAGAUAUGAAGCCAAUAACAUGGACUUCCCAAACUUGACAGGAUUAUCAUCAUCGCCAUUGCAAUCGGCUGUCGGGAAGGCUGCCGAAGCUUCACCGCCGUCCGAGCAAACCCACGUUGUCAGGAACACGAAGAAGCGAACCAGAGCUUCUAGGCGAGCACCAACCACAGUCCUCACCACUGACACAUCGAAUUUCCGGCAAAUGGUGCAACAAUUCACCGGAAUUCCCACUGCUCCAUCCUCGGCGUCACCGUAUUCUCGCCGGAGUGAUCUUUUUGGCCCAAGCUCACCAACGUGGUCUGGGAAUUUAAAAAAGGUUCAGCUCUCACCAUAUGUACUUUCUCUUUCAUCUCCGCCAUUGUGGAACUCCAGUAUGAUUGAUGCUACUCCUGAAACAACCAAUUCUAUUACCACCUCUAUUACUGGUAAUUCCAGUAGUUUGAAUUCAACAACCUACCAACUACCCUCUAAUAUUGGAAUUUCCAAAGAGACCCCAAACUUUUUGAAUAUGCAAAACCAAAUUCUCACAUUCCAGUCUCUUUUACAGUCUUCUUCUCUUCCUCCGUUACUUAAGCACCCAUUAGCCAAUGCAGCCAUUUUUGGCACUAAGUCUCAGGAAAAUUCAAGCAUUCCUUGUCUUGAUGAGUUGGGUCUGAGCCAUGAAAAUGUCAAUACGAACCUUGGUGGAUUUCCAGGCCAUGAGAAGAUAUAGUCCCUACGAAAUGGAGAGAAGGAGAGAAGGGUUUGGAGAAUGUUUCCUCUAGGGAUGAAGGUGCAUGGUGGAUUCAUGGAUAUGUCCUUGUGAUUAGGCUUGUUUUGCAGAAAUAAACAGCACACAAAUUACCAUGAGGAUUACAGAAAAUUAGGAGGUUUGGUGGCUGUUAUCAUAGUUGUAGUGAUGAUUCGUAGACUUAUGUUUUGAACAAAUAACCUGAAUCACUACUCUUUUAGCUAUAAGUUAUAUACAUUACCUUGUUUAUUUUAUAAUACAUGUAAAUGAGCAUUUUUUAUUUUUUUUAUUAUUAUUUUUUGGUUCAAUAGUG
Ilex paraguariensis (yerba mate) is the source of this 1633-nucleotide messenger RNA. The record is from the annotation of a GenBank genome assembly. NCBI's taxonomy places the organism in Eukaryota, Viridiplantae, Streptophyta, Magnoliopsida, Aquifoliales, Aquifoliaceae.